AUGAAGCCUUUCCUCCUGGUGUCUGCCUUUCUCUUCAUUUGGGAUCCAGUGCUGGCAGGUUUGAAUCCAUUAACCUCAGAAAUGCACAAGAAAUGCUAUGAACAUGGUACCUGCAGACUGGAGUGCUAUGGAAGUGAGAUGCUAGUCGCCUAUUGUCUGUUCCAUCUGGAGUGCUGUGUCACAGGAAGCCCUGGGCCCUGA
Fukomys damarensis (Damara mole-rat) is the source of this 201-nucleotide messenger RNA. It is a transcript of the gene Defb134, whose product is annotated as defensin beta 134. The transcript is spliced from 2 exons. Bases 1 to 201 code for a protein of 66 amino acids. The record is from RefSeq and is a predicted model, not a curated record. NCBI's taxonomy places the organism in Eukaryota, Metazoa, Chordata, Mammalia, Rodentia, Bathyergidae.